This is a messenger RNA of Amborella trichopoda, 689 nucleotides long. Its product is annotated as mitochondrial import inner membrane translocase subunit TIM14-1. Lineage: Eukaryota; Viridiplantae; Streptophyta; Magnoliopsida; Amborellales; Amborellaceae. Gene Ontology annotation, molecular function: ATPase activator activity. The record is from RefSeq and is a predicted model, not a curated record. Gene Ontology annotation, biological process: protein import into mitochondrial matrix. Gene Ontology annotation, cellular component: PAM complex, Tim23 associated import motor.
AUCCAAAGUGGCUGCAAAUCUCUCUGUGAAUGCAAGGAAAAAUCAGCGUUUCGUAAAUCAUCGUGUCAUAGGACAUAUCAAAGUGAAAAAGGAAGCUCAAAAUCACCGAAAUUUAUAACGAAGGCGACUCCUCGCCUCUAUGCAGAGUCCCUACACGAGAAAUGGCUACACCGUUUCUUGCAGGAUUGGCAGUUGCUGCUGCUGCUCUUGCUGGUAGAUACGGAGUCCAAGCAUGGCAAGCAUUCAGGGCACGUCCAGUUGCACCUCGGAUGCGGAAGUUUUUUGAUGGUGGUUUUCAACAGACAAUGACUAGAAGGGAGGCUGCUCUUAUCCUAGGCAUUAGGGAAAGUGCAAGCCCGGACAAGGUGAAAGAGGCACAUAGGAGGGUAAUGGUGGCAAACCACCCCGAUGCAGGUGGCAGCCAUUACCUUGCUUCGAAGAUUAAUGAAGCCAAAGAUGUGAUGCUUGGAAAAACCAAAGGUAGUGGGUCGGCAUUUUAGAAAGAGAGAGAAUAAUUAAAUGUAAAAGAAUGUAAUGCCCAAUUUUCAAAGUAUGCAAGAUCACAUCAUUUCAGAGGUUAGUUCAAGACUAGAGUAUGUAAUGUGUUAAUUUUGCAGUGACAUGUUGUAUUUUUCUUUUACCAUUCAUUUAUCAGGUGGGUUUAAUGGAAAAGGAUAUAAAAUGGUGAG